Erigeron canadensis is the source of this 732-nucleotide messenger RNA. Its product is annotated as DNA-directed RNA polymerases II and IV subunit 5A-like. Gene Ontology annotation, molecular function: DNA-directed RNA polymerase activity; DNA binding. Bases 15 to 635 code for a protein of 206 amino acids. The record is from RefSeq and is a predicted model, not a curated record. The transcript is spliced from 4 exons. Gene Ontology annotation, biological process: DNA-templated transcription. Lineage: Eukaryota; Viridiplantae; Streptophyta; Magnoliopsida; Asterales; Asteraceae. Gene Ontology annotation, cellular component: RNA polymerase I complex; RNA polymerase III complex; RNA polymerase II, core complex.
AAAAAGGUACAAGGAUGGCACUACCGGAAGAGGAAAUUAGGCGGUUAUUUAGGAUUCGGAAAACUGUUAUGCAAAUGCUGAGAGACAGAGGUUAUUUGGUUGGAGAGUUUGAAAUCAAUAUUGAAAGAGAUGAUUUCAUGCGCAAAUAUGGUGAGAACAUGAAAAGAGAAGAUCUCAUUAUCAGCAAGACCAAGGUCAAUGAUAACUCUGAUCAGAUAUACGUCUUCUUCCCAGAGGAACCAAAGGUUGGUGUUAAGACCUUGAAGACAUAUACUGAACGUAUGAAAUCAGAGAAUGUUUUCAAAGCAAUACUGGUUGUUCGAGAAAAUCUGACACCCUUUGCCCGAACCUGCAUGAGUGAGAUAGCUACCAAGUUUCAGCUGGAAGUUUUCCAGGAGGCAGAGUUGUUGGUGAAUGUUAAAGAUCAUGUUUUAGUUCCUGAGCACCAGGUUCUAACAAAUGAGGAAAAGAAGACUUUGCUGGAAAGAUACACUGUCAAAGAAACACAGCUACCUAGAAUGCAAGUUACUGAUCCAAUAGCACGUUACUAUGGGUUAAAGCGUGGUCAAGUUGUGAAAGUUAUCCGACCAAGUGAAACAGCUGGGCGUUAUGUUACCUAUCGAUAUGUUGUUUAAAGUCUUCACUUUGUCAUCACCUUCAGAAAGUUUGCUUCGUCUAUAACACAGCUAAUGAGCUAUGAUUUGAACAUUCAAAAUCUGAUAAUAUGAUAUA